Molecule: messenger RNA, 1323 nt
Organism: Blepharisma stoltei
Lineage: Eukaryota; Ciliophora; Heterotrichea; Heterotrichida; Blepharismidae
Source: the annotation of a GenBank genome assembly
AUGCAAAUAAGACGCACUCUCAGUUCUUUUGGCCGCUAUAGUGCUGAUGCCAACAGAGAGACUUCAGCUUCUGCAGCGUUUCUAUCAGGCUCAGAAUUGUGGAGCUCUUUACCACCUACACACAAAAGUACUUUAACUUCAAAAACGACUCUCACUAUUUACCAAAAAACCAAUGACAAAGCAGGAAAUAUCCCUAAACUGUUUCCAGGACAAAUUUGUGUUUCUGAUAGCAAUCCUGACGUUCUCCAAUGAAAUUGGUCUAAUGAAGAGUCCUUGAAUUCUUUUAAUUUGAUGGAAAUACAAAAAAAUCAGUCAGAAGAUAAAGGUUACCUUUGUGGAGUAAAAGCAUUUGAUAAAAUUUCCAAGUUUCUUUCCCCACAAAUCACAAUUUCCCCACAGCAGGUGGUGGCGUUUGUAACUAAUUGGGAAGUUCUUGCCUUUUUAUUUGAAGAUAAAGCUGUAUGCAAAAACUGGGCUGCUGCUUUGAACGAGCUAUUGGAUGCUUUGGAACAAACUGAGAAACGACAGACUUUAGAUCAUAAGCGAACAACUUCAGAUUUUAUUGGAUAUCCACAGAAAGUUGAAGUUGCCCAAAGUUCAUCUUCUGCCAUUUUUGAUAUAAGUGAGCCAAAUCCCCCAAAUGAGAUGUGGAGAGAUAUAAAAGUGACCCUAGGAAGAGGAAAUGGGGCGUCCUCUAUAGAGUACUUUAUAUAUGACCGAACCCAGGCAAAUUUGUAUGAUUCCAUCAGUGAGUUGAUAAAAAUCAAUCAGGAUACCCUCGACAACACAAAUUUGCAGCUACUAGAAGGAUAUUUGCGUGACAUUACCAGGUGGGAAAUUAUGGAUCGUCUUAAUCAUAGUGACUCAGUGAUAAAAAUUCGAGACAAAAUGGUGGAUUUUUCCAAAUAUAAAAGAAAGUUCAAUAGAACUUUGAAUCAUGAUUAUGUGGAAUUAAACGGAGAUUACAUGUCUAAGGAGCUAAUAGCUCACAUGAAACUCUAUGAAAAAUUUGACUAUGGGGACAGGGUGACUGAUGUAAUUCAGUUGAUUUAUAUGCAAAAACUCAGUCUGGCCAUUGACAUGCAUGAGGUCUGUGUAAAAGCAAAAAUAAAAAAAUUGGCUGGAAAGCCCAGCAUUGAUAAUAUUGGGAAGCUUGAUAGCAUUGUGAAAGAAUCCAGCGUAAAGAAGAAAGAAGUAAGAGAUGAUGUAAGCAGAAUGCUUGAAGAAAUUGUGCAGCAGAGAAAUAACUCAACUAAUGACCUUCCAGAAAGCAGCGAUAAGAAGUCAUUUUUUAGAGAAGUAUGCGAAUGUAGACUGAUGUAA